CGGAGGCGGGCGCGGGACCCGCAGGGCCGGAGCGGCCGCGGCGGCCGGGAGCGGGCCGGGAGCAGGUACUGAUCUGCCUUUGGACCUCGCACAAUGGAGGCUGGCUCCUUGGUACGAGCGGUCUUUGACUUCUGUCCCAGCGUCUCUGAGGAGCUGCCCCUGUUUGUGGGAGACGUGAUCGAGGUGCUGGCCGUAGUGGAUGAGUUCUGGCUCCUUGGCAAAAAGGAAGGCGUCACAGGGCAGUUUCCUAGCAGCUUUGUGGAGCCUGUGGAUAUUCCCCCUAUGAAGCAGGGAGAAAAAUUGUUUGUUUGUACCAGUGACUUCAUAUCUCAAGAGCCAGGGAGCUUGUCAUUGCAGAGAGGAGACCUAGUGAUCCUGGGAGGCUCCCUGGCCUCCAGCUGGCUCCAGGGCCGCAGCAGCUGGGGUUCUAAGGGCUUUUUCCCCUCAUCAUGUGUACGGGAGCUGUGCCUUUCAGUUCGGAGCCAUCAGCUAUCCCAGAGUGCUCUCCUGGAGGUGCCUGCCUACUCACUGGGCCAAGCCCGAGCCCUAAUGGACCUCUCUGCCCAGCUGGAAGAGGAACUGGACUUCAGGGAAGGGGAUGUGAUCAACAUUGUUGGCAUUCCAGAGCCUGGCUGGUUUGAGGGGGAGCUCAGAGGCCACAGGGGCAUUUUUCCAGAGGGCUUUGUGGAGCUGCUUAGUCCUUUGAGAACAGCAGGAACUUCAGAUGAUCCAGAGACCAUGGGACCUUGUGCCACCAAUGGGACAGUGGAGAUGCCCCCCAAGAAGGAGGAGAGCAGAGAAGAUGGGGGGCAGGAGCCAGGGAGCACCUAUGGUGUUGCCCUCUAUCAGUUCCAAGCCCUGGAGUCCAAGGAACUGGAUUUUGAUGUGGGUGACAGGAUUCGGAUCAUAGGGAUUCUGGAGGAUGGAUGGCUAGAGGGGGAGGUGAGGGGGAAACGCGGCAUCUUUCCGCACAGAUUUGUGAGACUGGAAGCCUCUGAUCCCUGCAGAGAAAAAGGAGGUGCUGGCGAUCCCCAGGGUGGAGGCAGCUGUGGAGUAACCAUCCAACAAAACCCAGAAAGCGUCUGCUCGAAAGCUGAUCUUUUGCCAGGGAAAAAUGGCAGGGAAAAGGAGGAUGGAUCAGUUUUGCACGCAGAGCCUGACACUGUUUUGUCUCAGAUAGUGGAGAGGACAGAGGGUCCUCUAGAAAAUGAUCUGGGAAAGAGUCAGGCCUUUCCUGACACAGGACUCCAAGGGCCACAUCCCAAAGACACAGCAGCCUCCCUCCCCUUUGACUGCACAAACACAAUCAAUGGCCUUCUCCCCUCUGCUCAGCUACCUCCCCAGCAGAGCAGCACGUCUAACCAAGCAUAUGUUUUGGAGCCUGGGGGAACCGUAUCAGCCUCCCCAGGAAAUGCAGGAACUCUUGCCCUGCUUGAACAUGAUGGAGACAGUCCCACAGUGCCCUCACAAUCUCCCUGUUCACCUCCAGACAGCAACAGGAGCAAGGUGAUUUCUUCUACCAGCUGGGCAGCAUCAGAGGCCAAGGAGAGCCAGAGUAGUGCCCAGGACCUUGACAGUUGGGUGGACAGUCAACAGGAGAAGUCCAAAUCGGGUUCCUCCAGCUUGGGCAGUGCCCAUGUGGGCCUAGAUACAUGGCCUGGGAGCUGGGGGGAAUGCUCCCUGCCUGCAGUGCAGGGAGAUGGCUGCACAGACCUCGACUCCAAACUGACAGAGCAGCUGGCACAGUUUGAGAAGAGUCUGUCAAGUACUGGUGCCGAGCAGGACAAGGUCUCCCGCCACUUCUCUAUCUUGGACUACAGCUCUGAGAAGGACAUUGUUCGUGGGUCUCCUGAGUCUGCCCCUCACUGCAGGCAGCCAGAGAAAAGGAAGGUGCUGAGGCCACCCCCUCCUCGGCCCAGCACCCUUGCGACAGCCCCUGGGCACUUGCCAGGUAGCCAGGUUCCCAAAGGCAGGUCUCUGUCGUUCUCAGUGAAGCCCUCUCGGCCUGCACCACGGCCUCCAUCAAGCAGUCAGAGAAGGAACAUGGCCCCUCCACAGCUUCAGCCCAGCAGCCAGGAGCAGCAUGUGGAGGAAGGCCGUGAGGAUGCACCUUGGGCAGAGUCAGCUUCCUCACGCUCCAUUCUGCUGAUGAGGAUUGGAGAGGUAGAGCGAGACCUGGAGGCCUAUGGCAAGACUCAAGCUCAGCUGAGCUUGAUGCUAGAGGAGCAGCAAGAUGAGCUGGUGAGAGCAGAGACCCUGGAAAACCUUGAUUUCUGUGACUCCAACAUUGAGAGCCUCAGUGCGGAGCUCCAGGAGCUGAGAGAGAUGACCCUCCUUUCAUCUCAGACACCAUCCCUAGAGACUUCCUCAGCUGCCACUGAGAGCCCAGAGCAAAGGAUGCUGGAGAAGAGAUCCAAGGUUAUUGAGGAACUGCUCCAGACAGAGCGGGACUAUGUCCGAGAUCUGGAGAUGUGUGUGGAGAGGAUCAUGGUGCCUCUGCAGCAAGCACAGAUGACGAAUAUAGACUUUGAUGGUCUUUUUGGAAACAUCCAGGUGGUAAUUACCUUCUCCAAAGAGCUGCUGACCGCCUUGGAGGCUUCAGAUGCCAUUGGGCCAGUAUUCCUGACACGGCGUGCAGAGCUGGAGGCCGUCUACAGGGUGUAUUGUCAGAACCACAACGAGGCCAUCACACUUUUGGAAACUUAUGAGAAGGAUGAGAAGAUUCAGAAAUUACUCUUGGACCUACUGGAUAGCCUCAGGAGCCUGUACAGUGAGUGGGGCUGCACGAACUACAUUAACCUGGGCUCAUUCCUCAUCAAGCCAGUGCAAAGGGUGAUGCGGUACCCGCUGCUGCUGAUGGAACUGCUGAGCGCCACCCCUGAGUCUCACCCUGACAAGGCGCCGCUCACGGCUGCUGUCCUCGCGGUCAAAGAAAUCAAUGUCAAUAUCAACGAAUACAAGCGCCGGAAAGACCUGGUGCUAAAGUACCGGAAAGGGGAUGAGGAUAGCCUCAUGGAGAAGAUCUCCAAGCUCAACUUCCAUUCUAUCAUCAAGAAAUCCAACCGUGUGAGCAGCCAUCUCAAGCAUCUCACAGGCUUUGCCCCUCAGUUGAAGGAUGAGGCCUUUGAGGAGACAGAGAAAAAUUUCCGGAUGCAGGAGCGGCUGAUCAAGUCCUUCAUCCGAGACCUUUCCCUCUACCUGCAGCACGUCCGGGAGUCAGCCUGCAUGAAGGCGCUAGCAGCGGUGAGCAUGUGGGACCUGUGCACAGAGAAGGGCGGUGGGGACUUGGACCAGUUCCAGAAAGUGAAUCGGCUCAUCAGUGACCAGCUCUUCUCCAACUUUAAAGAACGGACAGAGCGGCUGGUGAGCUUGCCCCUGAACCAGCUGCUGAGCAUGUUCGCAGGGCCACACAAGCUUGUGCAGAAGCGUUUCGACAAGCUACUUGACUUCCACAACUGCACUGAGCGAGCAGAGAAGCUGAAGGACAAACGAACACUGGAGGAACUGCAGUCGGCCCGCAACAACUACGAGGCCUUGAAUGCCCAGCUGCUGGACGAGCUGCCCAAAUUCCAGCGCUUUGCCAAGGAGCUGUUUGCCAGCUGCGUGCGGGGCUAUGCCAAGGCUCACUGUGACUUUGUGCGCUUGGCCCUGGAGGAAUUGAGACCCCUGUUGUCGUUGCUGAAGGUGGCCGGCAGGGAGGGGAACCUCAUUGCCAUCUUCCAGGAAGAGCAUGGUCGAGUCCUCCAGCAGCUCCAGGCCUUCACCUUCUUCCCAGAAUCACAGGCAGCUCCCAAGAGGCCCUUUGAGAGGAAGAGCAUGGAGCGUCAGUCUGCUCGGCGGCAGCCGCUCGUUGGCUUGCCCAGCUAUCUCCUGCAGUCAGAUGACGUCCGAGCUGCCCUCCUGGCCCGGUAUCCCCCAGACAGUCUCUUCCAGGCAGAUCGCAAUUUCAAUGCUGCUCAAGACCUGGAUGUCUCACUGCUGGAGGGAGACAUUGUGGGUGUCAUCAAGAAGAAAGACCCUAUGGGCAGCCAGAAUCGGUGGCUCAUAGACAACGGGGUGACCAAAGGCUUUGUGUACAGCUCCUUUCUGAAGCCCUACAACCCGCGCCGCAGCCACUCAGAUGUCUCGGUGGGCAGCCACUCUUCCAAUGAGUCUGAGCACAGCAGCUCUUCUCCCCACAGCAACACCGUGCUGACCUUCAGCCCCAGUGGGGCAGCUGUGACCUUCACUCAGAAAUCCCUACAGGACUCCGGCUCCCCAGGAGACCUGUACCAGUCCCCGCAGCCCCGCUCAGAGAUGGACUCCCCCUGUCAACCCCAGCUUGGCUGCAGGGACAGGACGGCUCCCGUGGAGGCCAGUAUGGUGUCAUCUCAGCGCCGCCACAGCCACCUUGAGGCAGGCUGCAACACCAGCCCUCGCAAUGGACACUUCUCCAAAGCACAUCUCAGGCCUGUGCUCUCAGUGGAGGACAGAGACUCUGGGCUGGAGAGCAGUGAGUCAGAGGGCAACCAGAUCUAUUACGCUCUCUACACUUUCAAAGGCCGUAACACCAAUGAACUGAGUGUGUCAGCUAACCAGAGACUCAGGAUCCUGCAGUUCGAAGACAUCACAGGCAAUCGAGAGUGGUGGCUGGCCGAGGCACAUGGGAAGCAGGGCUAUGUGCCUUCCAGUUACAUCCGAAAGACAGAGUACACGUGAGGUGAUGGGCAGGAGCCUGCACCCCGUGCCUUGUUCCUGCUGGGACAGUUGGGGCGCAGGGAGACUGGUUGGCCCUGCUGGGUGCUGCAGCCUGCCCUGCUUGCCCCGAGGGGCCAAGGCUGUGUCCCUCACAGCUGCACAGCGCUCCCAAGCCUUGCUGCACAGGCUGCCGUAGGGAGUGGGAAGGGUGGGUUGGCAAGGGCAGGUAUGGGACAGGCAGCUUGUGCAAGUUCAAGGGUAAGUUGUCUUCACACUGGGCUGCUUACUCCUGUGUCCAGCUGGUAGCAGUCAAGCACAGCAUAGGACCAUGGCCCAGGAGGAAUUAGCUUCACUAAGGCCAAAAAGCUGCUGUGGGUUUAACGUGUGAAAGUCUAUUACUGAGUUUCCAGUCCACCUUUAGCCAAAUAGUGUUAAAAGAAACCCGGGCCCUGUGAACAGGAUCCCUGUGGCUGUCUCAGCAGCAGCAGGAGCCUUCUGAGCCUGUCUGUGGAGGAUGCCAGGGCAGAACAUCUCUGUUCUGCCCAGAGCAAUUGCUCUGAGGACUGCUGUGAGACCCAGCCACCAAGAAAACCCACAGCAGAGCUCCAUAAUGUUACAUUUGCCUGCUUGGGCUCCCUGGGGCUGGGGGCAGGUGGGGGGGGAGGAACAGACCUAUCCAGUCUCUGCUGAUAGCACCAGCCAUCAUGUUCCUGUCUCCCAGGUGAGCAGAAGGUCCCAUAUUCCCUUGUCUCCACUCCCCAAGACCUAUCUGCACCAGCAUGCCCCAAAAGAGCAAGACUCAGUUGUGCCUGUACUUGCUCCAGGGCUCUGGCAAUGGUGCUUCAUUGUAGGAGGGCAAGGCUCUCCCCAGGAGAGAUGUGCUGCCCUAUGCUGGCGGGAGGUGGGGAGGACGGGUGUGUGUGUGGGGGGUGUCCUUACCCACUGCUGUGCCUUAGAGGAGGGUUGCUCCUUUCUCCUGAGGGCGGGAGGGUUUAUGGCCCCUGUACUGCUGCUCUGUAAAUAAAAACUUGCCCUUGUAUAUAGGAAGUGCCUGUGCAAGCAUCAGGAAAACUGGAAGGAGUGCCUGGCAGAGCCUACAGCCUUAACGCAGACCCACAGGGGCUGGGGAGGGCGCUUACCUUUCAAUAUGGUCCAGCAUGCUUCUGCUCUGGCAGCUUUUGCCAGCUGCAGCUCAGGUGCUAGGAAACGCUCCUCAGAGUAAUCUUCAUAGGGAUAUUGCACUGCCCCCCAUAGAUAGAGAUAUUACACUGCAGAGCCCACGUUUUGUGUUAAAUGCUACAGGUGGGGCUGUGAGUGGCUGGUGUCCCUCAUGCCCUCAGCUAAAGUGAAGUGUUUUGUUCUGCUGUAAAUGCUGGUGUGGGCUGCCUGGCGGCCCCAAAAGAAGAGCAGGACCAAGAGUUUGUCAACAGUAAAUGUGUGCAUGUGUAAGUAAGUGCACAUGUGUGCAUGCGUGUGCACAUCCAUAUUGGUGUUUGCACCUCUCCAGUAGCUUGUCUGCACCACAGUCACAUUUGUAGUCUGGCACCACAGCCCAAAAUGGUUACAAUGGUCAGAACUGGGCCCCGAGAACCCCGUCAGUUAUUUACAGUACAAAGGCAGAUACAGCCAUAAAGAAAACAGCUAGGUCCUGACUCCUGGCUCCCCCACUGCCAGCAAACAUCUUAACCCUCAUCUUGCAGCCCUAUGAAUAUUUUUGCUGGCACAAUAGUGUGAUGGAGGUGGAUUCGGUUUUUUUUUUUUUUUUUUUUUUUUUUUCACAUUAAAAAGCUGCCAUCUGGAGCAUGGUCCUCUGUGUGCCUACAGCAGUGUGGAUCUGGGGCUCACCUCAAAUCCAGGAGUAACAAUAAGAUCCCUUCUGUUUUCUGUAGGACAGGUGGAGGGAGAGAUUCUGGCCGUGACCAUUAGGGCACCCACAGAGCCAUAUGUUUGGGCAUUUAUGUUCAUGCUACUUGAUUUGGACUCUCUAGCCUUGUGUGUCUGUAACCUCAGUGUACCACAUUCCCCCAAGCACUGGACAGGAUUUUAAGCUAAACUGAGGCUUAUUGAGCAUGCCUACCAUCAGGCUUUUAGUUGGAAGACUGGAAACAUUUACAAAAAGUAAAUAAAUUAUUCACUCCUAGAUUAAACUGUAAAUUUCAUUCCAUAGUGAUACAGUAUCUUUCAAGUAGGUUCU
Molecule: messenger RNA, 6871 nt
Organism: Rhea pennata
Lineage: Eukaryota; Metazoa; Chordata; Aves; Rheiformes; Rheidae
Gene: DNMBP
Product: dynamin binding protein
Exons: 17
Coding region: 94-4698 (1534 amino acids)
Biological process (GO): intracellular signal transduction; cilium assembly
Cellular component (GO): cytoplasm
Molecular function (GO): guanyl-nucleotide exchange factor activity; protein binding
Source: RefSeq, a predicted model, not a curated record